Molecule: messenger RNA, 473 nt
Organism: Tauraco erythrolophus (red-crested turaco)
Lineage: Eukaryota; Metazoa; Chordata; Aves; Musophagiformes; Musophagidae
Source: RefSeq, a predicted model, not a curated record
UCCUGUCCCGCUCUGUGCCUUUAGAAGUGUGACGCUCGGUGCUGGGCGCAGCCUGCUGCGGGACAGACAGUAUCAUCGCGCAGCCAGGAUGGUGGCAUUUAACUGGAAGGCUUUGGAGAAUUUCCCAUUGCUGAUGUACAUUUUGGCAGCUAAAACAUUGAUUCUUUGCUUAGCAUUUGCUGGAGUAAAAAUGUACCAGAGCAAAAAAAUUGAAGAAAAACUGAAGAGGGAACGUGAAGAGAAAUUGAAAGCAGAAGCAGAGAAGAAGGAUGAUUGAAGAGUCUCUCAGAUUUUCUGACACUUGGCAGCUUGCGUUGGAUUCCUUUCCUGGGAGAAUGAAGCCUUCCUGUAGAUGAAGGAUGUGUCAAAGGAAUAAAACCCUUGAGAGUAACAUUCACGUAAACCGUAUCUCAACUUUUUAUAUGUACAGCAAAAUAUCUAAGCCUCUAUUUAUGCAAUAAAAAAUCCUUUGU